Molecule: messenger RNA, 3076 nt
Organism: Rhinolophus ferrumequinum (greater horseshoe bat)
Lineage: Eukaryota; Metazoa; Chordata; Mammalia; Chiroptera; Rhinolophidae
Gene: MED20
Product: mediator complex subunit 20
Exons: 4
Coding region: 106-744 (212 amino acids)
Biological process (GO): regulation of transcription by RNA polymerase II
Cellular component (GO): mediator complex
Molecular function (GO): transcription coactivator activity
Source: RefSeq, a predicted model, not a curated record
CCUUCCUCCCGCGACGCUUGCAUCGGAGGAGUCUUCCCCAAUGUGAGCGUUCGGAGGGCUCCGCGUUCCCACUGCUGCGUCCUGCCACCCUCCUGACCUUACACCAUGGGAGUGACUUGUGUGUCCCAGAUGCCUGUGGCUGAGGGCAAGAGUGUCCAGCAGACCGUGGAGCUCCUCACCCGGAAAUUGGAGAUGCUGGGGGCAGAGAAGCAAGGAACGUUUUGUGUGGACUGUGAGACCUACCACACGGCCGCCUCAACCCUGGGCAGCCAAGGGCAGCCCGGGAAGCUGAUGUACGUGAUGCACAACUCGGAGUUCCCUUUGAGCUGCUUCGCCCUCUUCGAGGGCGGCCCUUGCCUCGUCGCCGACGCCAACUUUGACGUGCUCAUGGUGAAGCUCAAGGGCUUCUUCCAGAGCGCCAAGGCCAGCAAGAUCGAGACCCGGGGCACCCGCUACCAGUACUGUGACUUCCUGGUGAAGCUGGGCACAGUCACCAUGGGGCCCAGUGCCCGAGGCAUCUCCGUGGAGGUGGAGUAUGGCCCCUGCGUGGUAGCUAGCGACUGCUGGAGCCUGCUGCUUGAGUUUCUACAGAGUUUUCUCGGCAGCCACACACCCGGGGCUCCUGCAGUGUUUGGCAGCAGACAUGAUGUGGUCUACGGCCCAGCGGAUACCAUGGUCCAGUACAUGGAGCUUUUCAACAAGAUCCGCAAGCAGCAGCAGGUGCCAGUGGCUGGGAUGCGUUAGUGACUAGCAGCUACCUGGCGGAGCCGUCACCAGGGGACUCCACAGAAGGAGCAGGUGCUGCAGCCUCAGGCCCCGGGGCCCCAGAAACCCGGGGCAGAAUGGAGGCCUCUCUCCGUCUCCUGUUCCCAGCGUGGCUUUUGAUUUGGGGCUCCGGACUCCCCUCCCCUGACCCUCACACACAGCCCCCCGAUAGCUGUUUUACCCCACACCUUACCGGACCUGGCCCAUCCUCAAGAGUGGUAAUGAGGAAGAGCGAAGUUUGGAGCUAUCCUGCUUUAGGGGAAAAGGUAGGACAGGGUGGCCCUGCCAUGUCGGUGGGGAAAGUAGUCUGUAUCUCCAGCGGGGGGAGGAUUUGGCCGCGGCCCGCAGUGCACAGGCUGUACGUUGUGUCUGGGCUGGGCUGUAAUAAAGGCUCUUGCUCUAUUCAAGGAUGCGGCUGCGCGUCUCCUGCAGAAGGAGUAGGAGGCGCAACGUGUCGGGAGGCUGUCCUUUUCCGACUUGCUGGCUGAAGUGAAUUGCAAGUUGCAUUUCUUAGUGUGUCACCUGAGUCUUUUGAAGUCUGUCUCCCUCUGACACCUUUCGAUUCUGUUGUGACUUCUAUUAAGCCACAAGCUAAGCUACUAGAACAAAGAGAACCUGAAGUACAGUGGCUCUUCAUAGAAGGUUCAUUUUCUCUCUUCUGAGAAUACAGAGGUAGUCGGAUGGUCCAGUGCAGAUUUAACCCUACAAGGUCGUCAGGAACGUGGUUUCCUUCUGUCUUGUUCAGUCCCCCCCACCCUCCCCUCCACCCACCUCGUCCUGUCUUGUCCUUGCCUGUAAGGUCAAAGCAGAUUCAUCAGCCUCAUGUCCACAUUCCACUGAGGAAAGAGAGAGAAAAAUGCAGGUUUUUUUCUUUCAAGGUGUGACCUGGAGUUGCUCCAAGCACUGUGGCCACACUUUGUUGAGAGGCGUACUGGGCUAUAUAGAGCCUCUUAUUUGCGUAGUUAUGUGCCCAGUCCAAACUCGGGGUUCUGUGACUAAAAGAUGAAGAAGAAAAUGGACGCGGGCGCCCAGUUCGUGGCCUCUGCCCCACGGAGCUCAGUGGACGUGCCCAGGAAUGCUCUGGUGCUGUUUUGCAGUUAGGACCUCCUGUCACUAAACCAUUUGUUCAUGAAUUGGAUUGGGAUAGGGCUGAUGCCAGAGCCACUUCCAGUGUCACCCCUUGCCUACGUCUCAGCGUCAGGGCCACUCUGGUUCUCGCGUGCCCAGAGCUUGGUGUUAGAACAGCGACCUGGUACCUGCACGGUGCUUCAUGCUUUCCUGAGCUCUUUCUCCUCGUCUGUGUUGGGCCUCCAUGCUGCUCAUGUGACUGCCGUUGCCUGCCUACCCUUCUGCUGCAGAAAUGUUCAGUCCGGCCAGCAUUGAGACGCACAGUCAGAGAUGCUCUUAGGAACCGUGUUAGUGUACGUGCUGCCGUGUUGUUCGCAAGGGUACUGUCCCUCCUUGAAGGCACCUAGAGAGAAAGUGUUUCCAGACCCAAGGGCCUGGAAUCUUAAGCCUCUGCAAGAAGCAGCAGGUAGUGGUCAUGUUUCCCUUUUAGCCCUGGCUGGCAGGCAGCUCAGUUCAACUUUAUAACUGCAGGACCUGUCAUCUGCAUUUUUUGUUCUCACAUCCCCCUGGUUUUUUGUUUAUUUCUUUGUUUUGUUUUGCUUUUUUAAAUUGAGGUAUAGCUUAGAUACCAUUUACAUACAAUAAAAUGCACAGAUCUUACGUUUUUGGUCUUCUGGUUUAUAUUUGCUCUUGUUCAGAUUUAUCUAUUUUUAGCUUUCUGUAGGUUGCCUCCAGUUUUUUAUGACAGCAUUUAUGAGACAGCAUUUUGAACAUAAUAUGUUCCUGAUAAUAUAUAAAAAUCAAGUGUAAAUAUGACUCAGACGUAUGCUUUAUAAGGAGGGACUCUGUUCCCUAAAACCUGAAAAAUAGUAUAAACUCCCGAACUAUACUUUGCCUGUGAGACACGGUCGUGGCUCCUACACACCAGCGUUCUUCACUUUUGUUCUUUUCCCUUGCUUUGAGCAUACAUUGGACCAGCGUUAAGUCCAGUGAACACAGAUCAAGCUUUUAGAACUGCCACUUUGGGUAUCUUUGUGUCAAUUAAAGGAAGUUUAUCACUGAAAAAGAUGGGUGAUGCAGUACAUUUUAAUCAAUAUGCCUUCCUUUGCCAAGUCGCCAAAACUGAACUGGUAACUAGUGGGAAGGGCCCAAAUGUCUUCCAGCUUUUGUGUGCAAAUCUGAAUGGGGUUUUCAAGAGUAGUUUAGGAUUGUCAGUAUACAAAUUUUUGAAAGUUCAGGUUGA